Molecule: messenger RNA, 1074 nt
Organism: Schizophyllum commune H4-8
Lineage: Eukaryota; Fungi; Basidiomycota; Agaricomycetes; Agaricales; Schizophyllaceae
Exons: 6
Coding region: 1-1074 (357 amino acids)
Biological process (GO): protein histidyl modification to diphthamide
Molecular function (GO): diphthine-ammonia ligase activity
Source: RefSeq, a predicted model, not a curated record
AUGAAAUAUGUCGCCCUUCUCAGCGGCGGCAAGGACAGUUGCUACAACCUGAUUCAUUGCGCAAAGAAUGGGCACGAACUUGUAGCAGCUGCGUCACUUGGUCCUGAGCCUGGUAAAGGUAUGCGAGAACUGGAUUCUUAUAUGUACCAAACCGUCGGACAGGAUGCUAUCGAAUAUGUGGCUCAAUGCCUUGACGUCCCACUCUAUCGUCGUGUCAUCUCUGGGACCUCGCUUGAGCAGGGAUCUGAAUACGGAAGUAGAGCAGCCAGCUCAUCUUCUGGGGUCAAAGGAGACGAGACCGAGGACCUUUACGAGCUUCUACACGACGUAAAACGUCAUCACCCUGAUGUCCAAGGCGUUUCCGCUGGAGCAAUCUUGUCGAAUUACCAGCGCGUUCGCGUAGAACAUGUGUGCCGACGCCUGGGCCUCACUGCGCUCUGCUACCUGUGGCAGCGCGAUCAAGGAGAACUACUUUCCGAGAUGGUCGACGCUGGACUGGAGGCCAUCCUCAUCAAGGUCGCUGGUAUUGGUUUGGCGACAAAACACCUGGGUAAGACUCUUGGGGAGAUGCAGCCCACGCUUGUGAAGCUGAACACGCUUUACGGAUCCCACAUUUGCGGCGAAGGAGGGGAAUACGAGACACUCACGCUGGAUUGCCCGCUCUUCAAGAAACGUAUCCAUCUCGAACACGUUGAGACGGUCAUUCACUCCGACAACGACUUUGCCACCGUCGCGUAUCUCAGGAUAAAAAGCGCAACGCUAGAACCCAAAUUGGGGACAAUCUCCGAUUGUGAGGUCGCCGUUCCGCGCCUUCUGGACGAAGAUAUGGGCGAUGUCCGCGAGGCUGUUGAAAAAUCGCAGUCGGUCGUCAUUCCUAGGACAGAUGGGCAAAGUCUGUCGGUAGAGGGCCCUGUGACAUUGCCGAAGGAUAUCAGCAUCAGGGAAGUGGGAGACUGGGUCGCCAUCGGGAGUAUACAACAUCCAUCGUCAGGCGAGAGCCUUUCCAUAGAGGACGAAGUGGCAGCUUGCUUCGAGUCGUUGAGAGGUAGCAAAGACUACGGCCGUGUGACCUAG